Molecule: messenger RNA, 4602 nt
Organism: Gossypium raimondii (Peruvian cotton)
Lineage: Eukaryota; Viridiplantae; Streptophyta; Magnoliopsida; Malvales; Malvaceae
Product: sister chromatid cohesion protein PDS5 homolog B
Exons: 31
Coding region: 168-4385 (1405 amino acids)
Biological process (GO): DNA repair; mitotic sister chromatid cohesion
Cellular component (GO): nucleus; chromatin
Source: RefSeq, a predicted model, not a curated record
UUCAGAGGGCGGGAUUUUCCCUCUUAAACCGGGGCAUCCUUUUCUCGUUUCUUCAAUUCUCCCUCCCAAAAAGAAACCCUCAACAUCCUUACUCCUCCAUGCCACUACUGACUUUUUUUCUUUAUUUUUUUUUCCCUAUCAAACCUCUCUGUAGCAUUCCUCCCUAAAUGGAAGAGUCCACAUUGCAACUCAUCUCUGGAAUCGGCGCCAAACUCGGCCAACUCGCUCGCCCUAACAAAGAUGUCCUCGUCAAAUCUCUUCGUCAAGUUGUGAGCGCAUUGUCACAAAUAGAGCAGCCUUCUGUGGUAGAAGUUGCUGCAAAGGCACAAGUGUUGCGAAAACUAGAGGCAGCCACAAAGCCAUUGAGGAAUUCUAUUGUUAAGCACGGUCUACCUAACCAUACUGAUAAAGAUGUUAGACUUUUGGGGGCCAUCUGUGUCAGUGAGUUUUUUCGGAUCCUGGCACCCCAACCACCCUUUGCAGAUAAACAUCUUAGGGACAUUUUUAAACUCAUUAUCAGUAUUUUCUCGGAGCUUGCUGAUACUACAAGUGCAUUCUUCUCAAGGAGGGUUAAAAUAUUGGAGACUGUUGCUCGAUGUAAAUGUUGUGUGAUAAUGCUGGAUAUUGGUUGCGAUGAUUUGAUUCUUGAAAUGUUUAAGACUUUCUUCUCUGUUGUGAGAGAUCACCAUCAACAGAGUUUAAUCAAUGAUGUCUUGUCUAUAAUGACUCAUAUCCUAAAUGAGGAAGUAUCCCACCUGCUUAUGGAUGUAAUUUUGGGAAAUCUUAUACAGGAGAGUAAGGAUGCCACUUCCGCAGCUUCUCAGCUUGCUGCCUCUGUUAUCCAAAGUUGCGCAGAAAAGCUUCAGCCAUUUGUUUGUGGGUUUUUGACAUCUUGCUCCUUGGAUAGAGAUUCUGUAGGUAGCAAACUCAAAGAAUUCUACCAUGAAAUUGUGUUAAAAAUCUUUCAGUGUGCUCCUGAGAUGCUUAAUGCUAUCAUCCCUAGUUUGACCCAAGAAUUAAUGACUGAUCAAGUUGAUGUUCGAAUAAAAGCUGUUAAUUUAAUUGGAAAACUUCUAUUACGUCCCGAAUACCGUGUUGCACAAAGAUACCAUGCUCUUUAUGUAGAAUUUUUGAAAAGAUUUGCUGAUAAAUCUUCCGAAGUUAGAGUUACUGCUCUACAAUGUGCUAAAGCUUGUUGCUUGGCCAAUCCCUCAGGGAUAGAAUCUCUUGAACUUCUCCCUGCCAUUAAAGAUAGACUUCUGGACUUUGAUGAUAAAGUGAGAAUGCAGGCAGUGAUUGUUGCCUGUGAUAUUGCUAGGUCUAACCUUAAAUAUACUUCACAUGAAUUCGUAUCUGAGUUUACAGAGAGACUUAGGGAUAAGAAGAUUUCUGUUAGAAAGAAAACCUUGCAGAAAGUGAUGGAAGUAUAUCGAGAUUAUUGUAACAAGUGUGCAGAAGGGCACAUCACAAUAUGUGAUCGCUUUGAGCAGAUUCCUUGCAAAGUGUUGAUGCUCUGCUACGAUAAAGAUUGCAAAGAAUUUAGGUCCCAAAACAUCGAACUUGUUAUUGUGGAGGAUUUGUUUCCUAUUCUCCUUCCUGUCGAAGAGAGGACAAGGCACUGGAUCCACUUGUUUUCUCUUUUCAGCCCUUCGCAUGUGAAGGCCCUCAGUGCCAUUUUAUCUCAGAAAAAGAGGUUGCAAACUGAAAUGCGGAAUUAUUUGGUCCUACGACGGAAAGAGAAGGAGAUUAAUUCAGAGGAUAUGCAGAAGAAGUUGAGAAGCUCUUUUGUGAAAAUGUCAGCUUCAUUCCCAGAUCCAUCCAAAGCUGAAGAGUGCUUUGAUAAGUUGAGUCAAAUGAAGGACAACAAAAUUUUCUCUUCACUGGGUCAGUUAUUGGAUGAAGUGACACUUACAAGUGCCAUGGCCAUAAGAGAUAAACUCCUUAAAGUGAUAGGGAAUAAACAUCCACACUAUGAGUUUUUGCAGUUGCUCUGCUCGAAAUGCUUGUUUAAUAUAUUUGACUCCGAGCAUGUCAGUUGCAUUCUCAAUCUUAUCUCCAGUGGUGGCUUGGAAAGCUAUCAUUUGGAAGCCUUUUCUAUUGAGCUACUUCUGGUUAUCAUCAGCAAUUUCCCUUCACUCAUGAGGGGUUCAGAACUUGAGUUAUGCCUGUUGUUUGAAGAGAAGUAUCUGAUUCAUGAUAAGAUCAUUCAAGUUUUAGUGAAAGCAGGACCUCAUAUCUCUGUUAAAUUUAGUGAUUUUUACCCUGUUUUGAAGAAGAUCUGUCUUGAGGGAACUCGCCCUCAGUCGAAAUAUGCUGUUUCCGCAAUUGCUUCACUAAUAGAUGUAUCUGAGCCUUACGUUUUCUCAGAAUUAUGUGAGGAACUUGUGAAUUCUCUACAUCAUGGGCGGAAUACGGCAACGGUUUUGCAGUCAUUGGGCUGUAUAGCCCAAUAUUCUGUUUCAACUUUUGAAAAUCACGAUAAAGAAAUCACGCAAUAUGUGUAUAAAAAGAUUUUGCAGGCAAAGUCAUUGGAUGAUCCUUCAGUCAUUGAGGAUAGCUCCGGUUGUACUACUUGCAAAUUAAAGAUUUAUGGGCUUAAGAUGCUUGUCAAGAGUUUUUUGCCCCAUCGAGGGUCUCAGAUCAGUAGACCAAUUAAUUCAUUGUUGGGCACUUUGUUGAAGAUGCUUCAGAAAGAGGAUGUGCUUGAUGAUAUCAUCUCAUGUGCAGGUGAUAGGGAUUAUAUAAGAUUGGCUGCUGCAAAAUCUGUUCUCCAACUUUCUAGAAGAUGGGACCUACAUAUAUCUCCAGAUAUCUUUUGCCCCACAAUUUUGAUGGGAAAGGAUGAUUCUUCUUCUGUCAGGUUAUCAUUUCUGGAUAAAACGUACAAGCUGUUGAAGGAACGAGUUAUACCUAUAAGAUAUGCUUGUGCUUUUACUCUGGCUACUGCUGAUGGCUUCAAGGAUCGACAGCAUUCAUUCAAAUACAUGGUGGAGUUUAUCAAGGAAUACAAUAGAGAAGCUCAAAAACGCCGAACAUCCAUGGUGCAGGGAGGGUCAAUUGUAGACUACCCAGCAUAUUUGGUGGUAUUCUUGAUCCAUCUGCUUGCGCAUGAUGAAGGCUUCCCACCUGAGGGUUGUCAGGAUGAAGCAAUCUAUGCUCAAUUUUGCGGUCCACUUCUUUUCUUCUUACACACAUCAAUCAGCUCUAAUAACGUUGAUGAUGAUAUGGAUAUUGUUAACGUUGCUGCUUUCUAUUUGUAUUAUAUAUUUCGUGCUAUUAAGAGAGCAAAGGAUGCUGUUGAUCUUCAGAGAACACCUAGGUUGCACUUUCUUGCUGAUGUUGGAAUUUCUGGUGUAAAUUCAUUUUAUCAGAAAGGCAUCUCCUCUUUACCCAGACCAGAAAAGAUUUUGCUUCCAUCAUCACUCUAUAAAAUAACUCCUAUGAAAAAUGAAGAGGCUAAUUGGAAAUCUUUUACUCAUACUUUUGUUGAGAGGGUCGUUCACAUUUUCAAGUCUCAAAUCUCUCUGCCAGUUGGCUCUGUUCGUAAACGUGGUCGCAAGUGUCAUGAGGAUGACAGUUUUAUCUUGGUUUCACAUAAGCAUGAAGAUUUUUCAACUCGUGGGGCAGAUCAAGUGCAUAAGAAAUCUACAAGGCAGGGUGUCAAUUUGGGAUGUAGGGGAAGGUGUGCUGUUUCUCCAGAUGCACUGGGAUCUGUUGGGUCACACAACAAGGAUUCUAAUGAGCAGGAAUAUGGUGCAUCUAACAGUUCGGAAUCAGCUUUGGAAAAAGGGAGGUCCUUUUCUUCACAUUCUUUCACUCAAAAACCUUCUCAGAUGGAAUCAAAAGUUUCAACUCAUAAAGUUGAAAGAUGUAGCACAUCAGACGGAAAUGUUGCUGCAGAUAAAAACCACACUGCUGGGGCUUCCAAUAAUUGCAGGGAAUCGGGUACCAGAAAUGAGGUAUUAAUUGGGCAGCGGAUCAAAGUAUGGUCUACCUUUGAUAGCUGUUUCUAUUCGGGCACCGUGGAUGACUUCAACCCAGAAAACAACACUCACAAGAUUACAUGUGAUAGUGGGGAAGUUGAAAUAUUAUGCUUGGACAGUGAGAGCUGGGAGACGAUAAGUAACUGUUCUUUGAUGGAGAGGGUUCAACCAUCAGAUAAGCAAAACACCUUGCAUUUGCGGCAAUGUGUCAAAGACACAGUUGAUAAGUUAAGAAGUGAUGACAGGCAAGAGUGUAAGACAAAAUUAAAUAUGGAGGAUUGUAAGGUUCCUUGCAGAGAGAAGAAAAAGAAAGAGAGAUCCAAAAAUUCAUCAUCAGUAUCAAAAGUUAUGAAUAUAGAUGAAGAUGCUGUUGCAAGAAGAACACGGAGUAGGAAAGUAUAAAGUGGAAUCGGAAGGUGUAGUUAUUGAGGAAAGUGCAAAUGAAAUGGCAACUGAUUUUACUCACUCUUGCCUGUAAUCCCUUGCUACCAAUUGGUUUUUAUAUAAAAUAUAUAUAUGGUGUUGUUUUAUAUAUUAGCUGUAAAAAUGGAUCAUAGUGUCACCAUCUGUAAUUACCCUUUUAUUUUUUAUGGUAUACAUGUUUUUUGAGGUUGUGGUA